This is a messenger RNA of Cryphonectria parasitica EP155, 1626 nucleotides long. Its product is annotated as MFS general substrate transporter. Lineage: Eukaryota; Fungi; Ascomycota; Sordariomycetes; Diaporthales; Cryphonectriaceae. Gene Ontology annotation, molecular function: acetyl-CoA transmembrane transporter activity. The coding region runs from base 1 to 1626 and encodes 541 amino acids. The record is from RefSeq and is a predicted model, not a curated record. The transcript is spliced from 2 exons. Gene Ontology annotation, cellular component: membrane.
AUGAACAAUAUGGAAUUGCGCCGCAAGGGCUCAUCGAAGCUGAGAGACUCGGGCGCAGUCACUGAGGACCUCAUGUCCCGCGAAUCCUUUUCCCUCGACGACCCCGUGCCCAAGACGCCGACGCUGAACAAUCAUGGAUUCUGGGACCUCCCUCGCCACGACCAGAGGAACUUUGGCCUGCUCGUUCUGUUAUACUUCCUCCAGGGCGUACCGCUCGGGUUGGCUACAGGAUCUGUCCCGUUCUUGCUCAAGAACCAUAUGUCGUACAGCGAGAUUGGAGUCUUCAGCCUGGCAUCCUACCCCUACUCUCUCAAGCUGCUAUGGAGCCCCGUCGUGGAUGCUAUCUGGACGCCCAAGCUCGGCCGGAGAAAGAGCUGGAUCCUGCCCAUCCAGCUGCUCUCUGGCAUCGGGAUGCUGUGGCUUGGCUCCAUGGUGGAGGACAUGAUGGCUACGGUGGGCAAAGAGGGCGGCCCGAGUGUCUGGAACUUCACUGGCUGGUGGUUCUUCCUCGUACUCAUGUGUGCGACGCAGGAUAUUGCGGUGGAUGGCUGGGCACUCACCCUCUUAACCCCGGGCAACGUCUCCUACGCGUCUACCGCCCAGACGGUCGGCUUGACUGCCGGCCAGUUCCUCUCCUAUACCGUCUUCCUCGCCUUCAACUCCAAGGACUUUGCCAACCGCUACUUCCGAGCUGAACCCCUCGACGUCGGACUCAUCAGUCUCGGCGGGUAUUUGAACAUGGCCGGAUGGCUGUACAUCAUUGUCACCAUCGGACUCGCCACCAUGAAGAAGGAAGAGAAGACAAAGAACGAGGACGGCAUCUGGGACGUCUACAAGAUUAUGUGGGGCGUACUCAAGCUCAAGAGCGUACAGACCAUCAUGAUCGUACACCUUAUCGCAAAAAUUGGUUUCCAGGCAAAUGACGGCGUCACGAACCUCAAGCUGCUAGACAAGGGCUUUGGCACGGACAACAUGGCCCUAACGGUCCUGAUCGACUUCCCCUUCGAGAUCGGUCUGGGUUACUACGCCGGUGUGUGGUCACAAAAAUACACCCCCAUGCGUCUUUGGUGCUGGGGCUUUGUCGGUCGCCUGGUUGCCGCUGUCUUUGCCCAGUUUGUGGUAGUCAUUUUCCCAGCCCAGGGUGUCACAAUUUGGUAUCUGCUGGUGGUCAUUGCAGAGCAUGUUUUCUCUACCUUCAUGAACACCAUCAUGUUUGUCGCCGUCUCGGCUUUCCACGCCAGGAUCUCCGACCCUGUCAUCGGCGGCACCUACAUGACUCUGCUUGCUACCGUUUCUAACUUGGGCGGCACAUUCCCACGCUUCUUCGUUCUCCGUCUCGUCGACUCCUUCACCAGUGCAACCUGUCAUCCCGGCGAACCUAAGCUGCAGGCAGAGCUGAAAGGGCCACUGGUCACAGAGCCGUUCUCAUGCGCCGUCCAGGCCGACAAGGAGCGGUGUAUCGACGGAGGCGGCGCGUGUGAGAUGGUCCAAGACGGCUACUAUAUUGUCAACAUCCUCUGCGUUGCCAUAGGUGUUCUCACCUUUUUGAUGUACAUUAGACCAAGGGUCCUGCACCUACAGAGCCUGCCAUUGAGGGCGUGGAGACUUGCAGCAGGGAAGUCAUAG